This is a messenger RNA of Staurois parvus, 384 nucleotides long. Lineage: Eukaryota; Metazoa; Chordata; Amphibia; Anura; Ranidae. The record is from the annotation of a GenBank genome assembly.
AUGGCCUGUUUUAGUUCUGAUUUAAAAGCUGAUGGACAUGGUAAGGUAUGGGUGGACUUUGGACCUGAUGCAAAGCUCAAGCAAUAUGGCUGGAGGUGCACAACUAAGGAGGAUUCGUACUCCAACAAGACAUUACUUGGAAACUGGAACCAGGAACGUUAUGACCUUCAUAAACUUGAAGAAAGGAAGCCGCUGCCUUCUCAGUACACCCACUAUUAUGAAACCUCUCAUUCUGCUGACUACACCAGAAAAGGGGGCUCAACGGGGAGACAAGUUUAUAACAGAGAACCCCAUGUGUUUCCAGGACAUCAACCUGAACUGGGUCCACCACAAUACAGAACUCUUCAAAAGUCAUGUUAUAUGAUUGACUAUGGCAGCUCAUAG